AUGCUGUCGUUAGUUAUAUUUCUGCUGCUAGCAGUCCAGUCCUGCUGCGGAGCUGGUGUGCUGGUGCUGUACCAGCCUCUGGACGUGACCGCGGCCUGCGUGGCGUCGUCCCGGCUACGGUACGACACUUCCUUCGGCAUGGGCAUGUCAGAUACCAUCACUUUGGUUUUCCGCACACUCGCCGAGGUCGACUACCAGUGUGAAGUGGAAAUCGUGACGGAAAGGAACUACUUCCUGCUUGUUGUGAUAAAGUUCCCGAUGCCGGUGUCUCGGAGCUGCCAGCUCGGCCAGAACGCCGUCAACAUCCUCCGUCGGGGGACCAGCUGCAACCUCUGCGAGAUGGUGGACCUUAGGGUGUCUGAUGACCUCUACUUCUCGGCCGUGGCCAAAACACGGAUCAAGUUACAGAUGACCAAUAAUAAUACUUUGAAUAAGAUUGCUGAUAACUUCUACCAAGUGACGGCGACGGCGGCGCGGGCGACCAACGACUCGGACUGCCCGCUCAGCAACGAGACCCUGUGCACGUUCCAGGAUCGCAACUACUGCUUCACCAGCGGCGUCUUCUGUGACGGCAUACGGAACUGCGGGGUCGGGGAUUGGUUUGACGAGACCCGCGAAGUAUGCGGUCCACACGGAGACAAGCUCAGUCCCUUAGCUGUAGCCACCGUGGUCGCGGCCAUACUCCUGGCUGGCCUGGCCCUGUAUCGUCUGCUGCUGAGCUGUCUACCCUCGGCCUCGGACACAUUCUUCACAUUCUCGGCCAUGGAAGACAACAGGCUACGGAUAGACCCCGUUGUUAAGCCACCGUUGAGGGAGCACAGUGAAUUCAAGGAGAAGGAAUCUUGGGUUGAGAAUUCCCCUUCAUCUUCAACCACAAGCUCUGACAGCGCUGGCCAUCCAGACGUGAUUGAGGAGGAGCUGAAUAACCUCAGCAUGAAGAGAGCUGCUGCUGCAAGCCCUAUGAUCAAAGAGAUGCAAGCAUUGGAGCUGAUGGAGGUAGACCAGGGCGCAGGGAGGACCUUCAGCUCAGGGCUUCGGAGGCUCACGGUCAACAUACGAGGGAAGAUUCUGUCCUUCAUCAGAACACCAACUUUUUUCGGCUCCACGCAAGCGGAUAGUACUAUGAAAUCUAAUAAUUGAAGAUUAUUUAACAUGUUAUGCAAGAUUAAAUCCACAAUUUAACGGAUUAUAAUUAUGGUUUGACUAGUGAAGGGGUACGAACCUACGUAAUUAUCUAUUGAUAUGUGAUGAAAAAUCGCUUAUAUACUAAUUCAAAUAAAGCUAAAAGUGAUGAUAACAAUGGGAUUUUUCUCGUGCAUGAAACAACACCUGCAUAAAUAUUUGAAUUUCACACAUUUUUAAACAACCACGCAAUACGCUUUGUGAUCAUUGCUUUAUAAAAGCGUGACAUGGAACUACAAGGUAUUCUAGAAUUAUUCCAAAUCCUAGACUACCCAGUGGUAGUUCUUCAAACAAAAAUACUAGAGUUAGCUUAGGCCGAGUAAGAUUCGAUUCAAAUACGGCAUGUCUAUUUUGCGUGGGGGUGAUUAACACUGCAAUAACCAAUAACCAAAUAAUUUUAAUAUUACCUCAUAUCUUUGAUAACUGGCCGAAACAGCGUGUAGGUUUGCUUUAUUUAUUUAACUGCUAAACAACUUAGCUCGUUUCUGUACUUAUCGAAGUCUAAAUCGCUCUUGGCAGCGUUACAUAAGGAUAGAUAAGAAUGCGAUUUGUAUAAUAAUGGUUGUUUACAGAUUAACUCUGUUGAUGAAAACCCUAUUAUAACUGUUCUACCUAUAAACUCUA
Plutella xylostella (diamondback moth) is the source of this 1806-nucleotide messenger RNA. RefSeq lists its product as uncharacterized. The record is from RefSeq and is a predicted model, not a curated record. Lineage: Eukaryota; Metazoa; Arthropoda; Insecta; Lepidoptera; Plutellidae.